Hyaena hyaena (striped hyena) is the source of this 1451-nucleotide messenger RNA. It is a transcript of the gene EIPR1, whose product is annotated as EARP complex and GARP complex interacting protein 1. Gene Ontology annotation, molecular function: protein binding. The coding region runs from base 82 to 1245 and encodes 387 amino acids. The record is from RefSeq and is a predicted model, not a curated record. The transcript is spliced from 9 exons. Gene Ontology annotation, biological process: protein ubiquitination. NCBI's taxonomy places the organism in Eukaryota, Metazoa, Chordata, Mammalia, Carnivora, Hyaenidae.
UGGGAGGGAGGGAAUGAAUGGGUGCUGAGCGGGGGCGCGCCGGCUCUAGGGACAGGCCUUCAGCGUGUGAGCGGCCGCGGCAUGGAGGACGACGCGCCGGUGAUCUACGGGCUGGAGUUCCAGGCACGUGCUCUGACACCUCAGACUGCAGAAACAGAUGCCAUUCGGUUUUUGGUUGGGACGCAGUCUCUUAAAUAUGAUAAUCAGAUCCACAUCAUAGAUUUUGAUGACGAAAAUAACAUUAUCAAUAAGAACGUCCUCCUGCAUCAAGUGGGUGAGAUCUGGCACAUUAGUGCCAGUCCUGUGGACAAAGGCGUGCUGGCCACCUGCUACAAUAAGCCCUCGGACAGCAAAGUCCUGACGUGCGCGGCCGUGUGGAGGAUGCCGAAGGAGCUGGAGCCAGGCAGCCACGAGUCCCCUGACGACGCCUCGAGCCCCGCACACACGCUGGAGCUGCUCUGCCACCUGGACCACACGGCCCAUGGCAGCGUGGCCUGUGUGGCGUGGCAGCCCACGGGGGACGGGAGCAGGGUCGUCUCGCUGGCGGACAGCCACGUCCUGCUGUGGGACCUGCAGGAGUGCUCCAGCCAGGCCGUGCUGGCCAGCUCGGCGUCCCUAGAAGGGAAGGGACAGCUGAAGUUCACCUCGGGACGGUGGAGCCCUCACCACACCUGCACCCAGGUGGCCACCGCCAAUGACACAACCAUCCGAGGGUGGGACACACGGAGCAUGAGCCAGAUAUACUGCAUCGAGAACGCCCACGGGCAGCUGGUGCGGGACCUGGACUUCAACCCCAACAAGCAGUACUACCUGGCCAGCUGCGGGGACGACUGCAAGGUGAAGUUCUGGGACACGCGGAAUGUCACGGAGCCCGUGAAGAGCCUGGAGGAGCACUCGCACUGGGUGUGGAACGUCCGCUACAACCACUCGCACGACCAGCUUGUGCUCACGGGCAGCAGCGACAGCAGGGUCAUCCUGUCCAACAUGGUGUCCAUCUCCUCCGAGCCCUUCGGCCACCUGGUGGACGACGAUGACCUGAGUGACCAUGAGGAGUGCCGUCCGGAGGAGAAGGGUCAGGAGCCCCCACAGGACAGCGUCAUCGCGACCUACGAGGAGCACGAAGACAGCGUGUACGCCGUGGACUGGUCCUCCGCCGACCCCUGGCUCUUCGCCUCCCUCAGCUACGACGGGAGGCUUGUCAUCAACCGGGUCCCCCGGGCGCUGAAGUACCACAUCCUGCUGUAGCCCGGCUGGCCGCUCCACAGAGGAGGCCUCGGCGAUGUGCGCCGUCCCCGGAGAGGGCGCCGGGCCGUGCCCGCCCGCCCCUGCCCCUGCCCCUGCCCCUGCGGCUCUCUGGGCUCUUUGAGGCUGGUGGGAGUUUCACUUAAAAGAUUCUCAUUUCCAUGAUACUAACUCACGAUUGUCUUGAGAUUAAAAGUGAAACAAGCAAG